Penicillium digitatum Pd1 is the source of this 1107-nucleotide messenger RNA. RefSeq lists its product as uncharacterized. Lineage: Eukaryota; Fungi; Ascomycota; Eurotiomycetes; Eurotiales; Aspergillaceae. The record is from RefSeq and is a predicted model, not a curated record.
AUGGCCGCAAAUAACAAUGAGCCGGACCAAACACGGGAUGUAAUUGAGCAGCAACUUUCCCCCACUCCCUUCGCAUGCUCCUCGCUCACACGCCUGUCUGGAGGCACAGCCAACUAUGUCUAUCGAGGUACUCUUUCCUCAACUGGACAGACCAUCAUCAUUAAGCACACCAAAGAUCAUUCCGCCUCUAACCCAGAUUUCAAAAUCGAUGUCACAAGAUGCCACUUCGAGGAAGCCAUGCUUCAAGCUCUCGAUGGCCUGGCAAUGUACACAAAUGGUGAAAUAAGCGUCAGAACACCGCACCUAUUGGACUUCAAUCGGGAUACAAAUACCCAGGUGUUCGAAGACCUUCCAAAUUCAAUCGACCUGAAGAACUUCCUGCUCUCAAAGUGUUCUCAUGACUUGUCCGAAUCCUCAGGGCGAGCCUUGGGCGGCGCCCUUGGAUGCUGGCUGAAAUCUUUCCAUCGUUGGACGGCCGAGAAACAGCAAAUCGAAUCUACAAAACGUCUUGGGGAGAACAAAGUCAUGAAAGAUCUGAAAUUCUGGGUGAACUACACUAUGCUGCUUGACACUAUCGAAAAUUUCCCCAGUAUUCUAGGGGGGGAUCGUGAUGUUUUCGAGAAGAUUCGUAAUCUCGCUGCUGCAGAGCUUGACCGACAGAGCCAUGAUGAUGAGUAUGGAGCGAUUCACGGUGACUUCUGGACUGGAAAUGUUCUUCUUCCAAACGCUCCUCUCACCCAUCCAUAUAAGACGACGGUAUUCAUUGUCGAUUGGGAACUGGCGCAGGUUGGAAGCCGCGCGUUAGACUUGGGUCAAAUGAUUGCUGAGCUGUACGAAACCAAGCUAUUCAGGAAUAGGGAUGGUGGAGUGUGGAUUAUUCAAGGGUUCUUGGAGGGAUAUGGGGCCCUUAACGAUGAAAUGGCAUUCCGAACUGCGAUCCACGUUGGUGUGCACCUGGUUUGCUGGGGAAGUAGAGUUCCUGGAUGGGGCACUCAAAAGCAAAUUGAGGAUGUGGUGAAGUCAGGAAGAGAUUUGAUCGUCCACGCCUGGAGAAAAGAUAAGGCCUGGUUCGUAGAAGGCACUCUUGGUUGCCUGUUCAAGGGCUGA